Molecule: messenger RNA, 495 nt
Organism: Rotaria sp. Silwood2
Lineage: Eukaryota; Metazoa; Rotifera; Eurotatoria; Philodinida; Philodinidae
Source: the annotation of a GenBank genome assembly
AUGGCUAUUGAUCUAACAAAAUCACGACGUAAACUACCAUCUCCUAUGCUUGAUCGAUCAUCUUAUAGUAUAUUUUCUGUACUGAAACAAGCAAUAGGAAAAGAUCUUACAAGAUUUUCUAUACCUAUUGUUUGGAAUGAACCUCUUAGUUUUCUUCAACGUUUAUCAGAAUGUUUGGAACAUUCAUCAUUACUUGAUCAAGCUGCAUUAGCUGAUGCACCAAUCGAACGAUUUCAUUUAAUAACAGCUUUUAUUGUAUCACAUCUAUCAAGUCAUCUCGAGCGAACGUCAAAACCAUUUAAUCCAUUAUUAGGCGAAACAUUUGAAUUGAAAAAUGAAAAAGAUGCACCAUUUCAUUUUAUUGCUGAACAAGUUAGUCAUCAUCCACCUAUAUCUGCUAUGCAUAUUCGUGGAUUAAAUUGGAUUUUAACUGGAAAUAUUCAACCUGUAAUAAAAUUUCUUGGAACAAAUAUAGCCGCUUUAGAUGAAGGUUAG